AUGUAUAUUGUAUUAACUCGCGCACACAAUAGUGCACUGUCAGUCCGCAAUUUAGGAGUACAAUUAUUCCCAGGAAGAUUAAAUUAUUUUCUUGACGCAUAUCGACAAGCUACAAGCAGCAGUAAUUAUUCCUAUCUUUUUAUCGAUUUACACCCUUCAUCAGAUCCAACACUUAGAUUGAGAACAAAUAUAUUUCAAGAUAAAGAAUUAGAAGACCCAUACAAUUCAUUACCUAUUAUAUUUUUACCUAAAAAUUCAUCUAACUAA
Messenger RNA from Meloidogyne enterolobii, 267 nucleotides. NCBI's taxonomy places the organism in Eukaryota, Metazoa, Nematoda, Chromadorea, Rhabditida, Meloidogynidae. The record is from the annotation of a GenBank genome assembly.